This is a messenger RNA of Caenorhabditis sp. 36 PRJEB53466, 1983 nucleotides long. Lineage: Eukaryota; Metazoa; Nematoda; Chromadorea; Rhabditida; Rhabditidae. The record is from the annotation of a GenBank genome assembly.
AUGGAGUUAUCGGAAUUGAUCGAAGUGACACGGGUUCGCGAUGCCUUUAUGCGCAAGGGACCGAGACCCUCUCAAAUAGGCGACAUUUGCAUAUUCGGUGAGUGGAUCGUUCUUUUUUUUAUCAAAAUUUUAUAUUUUUGAGGUCACCACUUGAUAUUCGCACCCACAAACACGGGCAAAGAGGCGGCGGACAACUCGGAGGAGUUCUGGCUCCUGCACAAGGCCGUCGAUCGCGUGCUCUGUGAGCCCAUCUCAAAAGAGAACCCGCACAGAGGAGGACUGCUGGCUCUCAAGUGCAAAAACUUUCUGAUCAUCAUUUUUGAAAUCGGAGACUUGGAUAUAUGCAGGGCCACAGCAAGAACAAUUGAGGCUCUUUCCAAUAUCAGUGAGUUAAUUGAAUUUCAAUAAAAUUGCAAUUGUUUUGAUUUCAGAUGGCUUCGUGCACGACUACGCCUUAUUCUACAACUCGCCGUUCACAAUUCUCGAUGACGGGUGGUCGGCAUUCGAUCCGGAGCAGGAGUUCGCUAGGCUCAUGACCUCCACAGACGCUUUCCGCAUUUCCAGUGUUAAUGAGAACUUUUCCGUCUGUCCCUCAUACCCCGAAAAGCUGAUUGUGCCGAAAGGGAUCGGAGACGACUACCUGAAGAUUUCGGCCACUUUCAGAGAAGGCGGCCGCUUCCCCGUGCUCAGUUACUUUCACAAAGAGACCCGCUCUCCGUUGGUCAGAUGCUCGCAGCCACUCAUCGGACCCACGAAUCGAAGGUGCCGGGAGGACGAAACUAUUCUGAACUCGAUGAUCACUUUGAACCGCGGCUACAUCAUCGAUACACGGUCCAAAUCAUCAGCGACGGCAGCGAAGGCGAAGGGAGGUGGCGCCGAACCGCAAGGAAACUACCGGCAAUGGCGGUACAUUCAGUGUCCGAUUCCGAGGCAACGGGAGAUUCACGAUGCACUGACACGAAUGGUGGACGUGUGCUCCGAACGGAAGGUCUCUUCGGAUCGAUGGGUGGGCCGAGUGGGGCAGGCGGGAUGGCUGUCUGCCGUGGCAGCAUCGCUCGAAGCUGCUGCCAACGUGGCACAGUGCAUCUACAGCGAAGGAUUCAAGGAAGUUCCGGUCGUGAUUCAUGGAGGAGAUGGACUGGAUUCCACGCUCAUCGCUUCUUCACUUGCGCAGAUUCUUCUGGAUGCUGAUGCAAGGACGAUCAGAGGGUAUUGUUACAACAAAAACCUAAUACUACUUUAGAAUGAUAUCGCUUCAGGUUCGAGUCAGUGAUCGAAAGAGAAUGGAUUUGUGGAGGACACCCAUUCAGUGUCCGCAACAAUCACUGCGCCUUCGCCGAAGGAACGAUCACAGGACCCUUCGAGAGUCCCGUCUUCCUCGUUUUUCUCGACAGCGUCCAUCAGAUGAUCACUCAAUAUCCUCUAUCCUUCGAGUUCGACGAGCACUUCCUAAUCUUUCUAUUCGAGCACGCCUACGCGUCAGAGUUCGGAUCGUUCCUCGGAAAUUCGGAGAAAGAGAAGAAGGAGAAUGGAAUUCGAAAGAAGACGGUCUCGCUCUGGUCGCAUGUUCAUCAUCCUGAGAAUCUGAAACAAUUCGUGAACGCCUGCUAUGAUCCUACUCCGGGAGUCAUCUGGCCAUCCGUCGCUCCUCAGUCUAUUGUGAGUCCAUUACAUUUUCAAAAUUUAAGAGUCACAUGACCUUCUUUUAUGCCUUAAUUUAGGCAAGCGACUCCUAACUAGUUAGAAAUCAGGAAAAGUACACGUGAAAAAGCGAAACACGUCGAUUUUCAGCGCAUCUGGGACCGCCUGUUCUUCCGCUGGCAACGUCCCGAUAACAGUUGGUCCACUCCCGAAACGGAAACCAUCCAAAGCCUGGCAGAUCACUGGAAGUUGCGAGAGAAGGAGCUCACCGCGAAAGCCUCUUCCCUUCGCCGAAGUGUCGUUGAACUGUCGAGAGAACUCCGUAUUCAGUCGCCCAUCUAA